This is a messenger RNA of Copidosoma floridanum, 992 nucleotides long. It is a transcript of the gene l(3)73Ah, whose product is annotated as polycomb group ring finger 3-like lethal (3) 73Ah. The record is from RefSeq and is a predicted model, not a curated record. NCBI's taxonomy places the organism in Eukaryota, Metazoa, Arthropoda, Insecta, Hymenoptera, Encyrtidae.
ACAUUUUAACAAACCCAACAAUAAAUUCAUAACUUUCAUUGGUGCCAAAAAAUUUCACCAUGAAGUGCUGGCAAUUUUUGUUAAAUUAACGAAAGGAAUAAAAAGUUAGAGUGCAGCUGUCAAAUGUUACUCUUACAAAUUAUUGUUUAUAACAGUUGUAGAGUUUCUUAUCCAAGAAGAAGCUGCAAAACACACAACAGAAUAGCGAGAGAUUGGAAAAAAUAUUAAUUCUCAACAAAUUUCAUUGAAAUAAGUUAUUUACGUGCGUGUGUGUACAUGUGAAACUAAAUUACAUAUCAGAGUAGUUGAGCACCGAAAUGGAGAGGAAAAUAAAACUUAAAACUCUGAAUAGUCACAUAACUUGCAAAAUAUGUAGAGGAUACCUGAUAGACGCAACAACGGUUACGGAGUGUCUUCAUACUUUUUGCAAAAGUUGUCUGGUCAAACAUCUUGAUGAAAAAAACACUUGUCCUCAGUGUCAAAUAGUCAUUCAUCAGUCACACCCUCUUCAAUAUAUAAGCUUUGACAGAACUAUGCAAGACAUAGUGUAUAAAUUAGUUCCUGAUCUUCAAGAAAAUGAAAUAAAACGAGAAAGAGAAUUUUAUAGAUCUAGAGGUUUGCCCUGUCCAAAAGAUGUUUUACCAAAUUCUGGUGAUGGUGAGGAUGAAAAAGCAAAUGCAGAUACGCAUGCUGAGUCAGAUUACCAUAGAAAUGAUGAACAGGUUAAUGUUUGUUUGGAAUGUAUUAAUUCCAGUUUAAAGACAUUAAAACGUGGUUUCAUAAGAUGUUCGGCCCAAGCAACUAUAACUCAUUUGAAAAAAUUUAUAGCCAAAAAAGUUUUAAAUGGAAUGGAAAAAUAUCGCGAUAUCGACAUUCUUUGUAACAAUGAAUUAUUAGGAAAGGAUCAUACUCUUAAGUUUGUUUAUGUAACAAGGUGGAGGUUUCAAAAUCCUCCUUUGCGACUACAGUACCGACCAAGAAUUGAAAUUUAA